AAAAUUACCAUCCUAACCUAUACCAAACAUACAUAUAGCCUACGUUUACUUAUCAAGCUUCGCUUUUUAGGUCGGUAAAAUGAAUACUGCGUUUAAAGAGAAAUCGUCAGAUUCUUGUGAGGAGUAUUUUACAAAAUUGAAAGAUAUCAAUAUUACAACUGUGGACAGUUUUCAGGCAAGUAGAAUGUUCGAAUAUUCUUUGUGCAUCGUACGCGAGAAAUAGACGGGAGACAUAAACGGCAAGCGAAGAAGUAAAUUUCGGGAAACAUGUGCGCAUUAUAUAUAUUGUAUUGUUUAUAUGUACUAUUCAGUAUUUAUUAUAAGUAAACGCAUGCUUUGAGGGAAAUUAGUGAUUAAAUGACCCCGCACACCGAGAGAGGUUUAGUAAAACGCCCGUAAACCUCCCAAGGUUUUUAGGGGUCAUUUAAUCACUAAUUUCCCUGAAAGCGUGCGUUUAGUUUGUAAUUACAUGGUAGCCGAGGGAAUCAUGCGUGUUGCGUUGGUCUCUUUUGAAUGCUGUUUGAUUGUGGGAUGAACACUUUUCAUAUAUACGCACGCGCAGAAACCCAUCUCCGUGUUCAUUCUUUUUAGACAUGCGCAUAAACGGAAUUUUCUCCCACAAUUGAAAUGUUCAAGAUUGUGGAAUAAAAACUGGCAAAGUGAUUGUUAGUAUGUGUACGGGACGGUGUCGUCAGACACUGCAUGUCCAUAGUUGUGCCGAUGAUUUUCGAUGAGGUACAGCUCUCCAUUGGGGUAAUGAGGUACACUUUUGUCUAAAUUUCCCUCAUCAAGCAUGCAGGGCAAAAUUAGAAGACAAAGAAAUAAUUUCCCAGGGAAAUUUAGAAGACAAAAGCGUAUGCAUGGGUAAUGAGGGAAAUACGUGAUUAAACGCCCCUGUUGAAACAAAAGAAGCUUUAUCACUUCACUAAUUCACUACUUGAUGUUAUAUUUUAUGGCUCCGCGGUUUGCCACCAAAAAGCAUAGCGGACAAGGGCUGUCGCGUGGAGCAUGCAUGGCGAGCAUGAGUCUGUCACCCGCAAGAUUGCUGUAUAAAUGGAGUAAAAAAACAUUAAAAUCUUGAUAGCAGUACUUGGCAAUUUAGAAGAAAAAUUUUCUAUAUGAUAAAUAACUGUUUCCAACGCAAUUUUUCCGAAACAACGUGCAGUUCGUAAUUAUUUUGUCAUUACAGAAAAAUAGUUCACGAAGAAAAAACGUCACGUUGAAGUUCAUGCAGUAACCGUAAAUUUUGUUCGUACUUUUUUGAAAGCCAUCAGAAAGAAUUAAAUACAUUAUUUAUACAGCAUGAUACAUAGCACAACAUGAGAAUACCUCCUCACGUACAGGAAAUGCCAGAGUAUAGAUUCAUUAGGCUCAUUCAAUUUUUACAGCUUUAGAUUAACUGCAUUCAACAUCUAGCAAAAGCCUAAAUUUCUCAGUGUAUUCCCAACCCCGACGGGGACAGACACAAAACCACUUACAAGAAUAGCGAUAAAUGCUCUCUGGAUUCACAUGCAGAUAAUUAUAAAUUCGGAAAUAAUUCAACUGGGUAUUUUCUCGGAGGUUAUCAUCUUCACCCAGUAAGAUCGUCGCCAUUACUGGAAUCGGACAAACAAUUUGAAUGUUGCCUUGUGUCCAACAUGACAUUUUUAUAAAGUACUGGAAUAAUUUUGAAUAUUCCUGUAUUUACAUGUAUAGCUUACAAACAAUAGUUAAAAUAGUCAAAAUCUGCAGUUUAGAAAGCCUAUAUUGUCUAAAAUAUUCGGUGGAUCAACCUCCAAUUUUCGUUAGCCUAUUAGCUACACCACCAUGAUUUAUGCAUGAAACGAUAUUUAAAAAUACCAUGUCAGCUGGAGCAAAUAGAAAAUAUGUGCACAUCGAAAGUAUGUUAGAACAUGGUUGGAAACUUAACUUUUGAUAUAUCUAAACAUUUUGAGGUAAACCAAGUGCUUCUUGUUGGUAAACAUCUUAGCGUUUUGAAGUCGAGUAAAAUUAAUGGUAAAAAACGUUAAUUUAGAAGAUCAAGGUUGUUUCAGUUUAAAUUUCAUGUUAUUUAUAUGAACACGUUUUAGGGAGAGGAAAACAAAGUGAUUCUGCUAUCACUGGUUCGAAGCAAUAACAAAGAUAAGAUCGGUUUCUUUGCAAAGAAAAACCGGAUAUGCGUCGCAAUUUCAAGAGCUCAAUGUGCCCUGUAUAUAUUUGGAAAUAGCAGCGUUUAUUCUUCUUCACAAAAUUGGAAGGUCAGGUUUAUAUAUUUUCUUUCUCGUUUAAGAGUCAAAUUUUACAUCACAGAGACCGGUUGUUCGAAAACCGCACGGUUAGCUUAAUCUUGGGUUGACUAUAAACUUCAAAGCAAACUUUUCGAAAAGUGUUUAUUAACUUGAGAAGUCUCUUUCGAUUAAUGGAACUUUUGGUUACUGAAAUCUGAAAAGAACAGACGUGCAAAAUUACACAUAAGCAGUGCGUUACCUAAGGUGUACGCUGAUAAUUUUUUAGUAACCUGGCAGGAGGUGGUGUGAGGUGGAGUGAAAUGGUGUGCGUUAUAUUCAAUAAUGCCUGUUUAUUUGAUAAGCAGGGGUGUGGUGACAUAAUAAAGUUAUUAAUAUCGAAGGCGCUUUUAUGUUGGGCAUGUUUCGAUAGACAUAGAUGGGCAGUUCAUUGUUUUGGAUGUGUUAAUGACCCCUUUGCACUUUAGCUAACAACGAUCUGUUGACUGCACUGCAAAUAUAAAUUUGAUCGACAGUGAUCCAUCCUAAUAAGUAGAAUUCGUAGAACCAAUAACAAAUGUUAAGCAAGAGUCAAAGACAGAAAUGUUCUUAUAAGCUACUUAACUUUUCUACCAUGAGUCACUCGCACCACACCACCUUACAUCACUUCACUUUACCUCACACUACCACAUUACUACAUACCACAUCUUAAACUAAUACAUACCACAUCAUUCCAUUUCAAUGCCCCUCACUCCACCUCACUUCUCACACAACAGCUCAUCCCUACAACUUCCUUAACUUCAAUUCACUUUACUCAACCUUAAUCUUCCCACACUAGACAACACUUCAUUCUUCCAUAUUCCACUAAAUUUCUGCCUCACUUCUUCCAAAUUACUUCACUCCACAUAACACCACUUCACGUCACCUGGAGUAAUAAAGCUAAAGUAAGUCCAGUUAUUAGAAGCCAAAUCGAUCCAAAUUUUGUCCUUGUUUUAUCGGGUUUACUUCAUUCUAGAAAUAAUUAAGCGUUUACCAACCAAGAUGCCACGUAACAGACAAACUGGAAGAAACGGUCUCUACCGUAAAACAUCAGUACAGGUGCUCGGUUUGAUAUCUUACGGUGAAGUCCUCAUUAAAUAGUAAUUAUAUACUGCAUGAGUUUGAGGAUUGACACUUAUUGACCGAGGGAAAUAUGUUGUUUUCCGAAAAUCCCAGUCAAAAAAUAUUUUAUUAUAUAUACUGUAGCGAUCUAGGUAUGCAAGGGAAAACAAAACAAAAAACGAGAAAGAAACGAUAAAGCGUCAUAUAUUUUCUUAUUACCUGAACGAUUUUAUGUUUCACUGGUUAAUGGCAGUAUCGUCCACCAAUCAGACUUUUUGUCCAAUUCGAUGCAACCCAACAUGACCUUUGACACUUGGUAUAUACUGUAAUUACUUUAAUGUAGGGCGUAGCAUCGCAAAAAAACAAGAAAAACAGAUACGGAAUUGACUAAGAAACUGACUAUAACUAAUUAUAUCCCUUCUUCCUGUUUCAAUGUGUAGAAAAUUAUAAAUUUAUUGGAGGAGAAACGCUUGGUUAGUGGGAAGUUUCCAUUCAAAGAAGAGUCUGAUGGGGUGAGAUAAAUGAAAAAUUAAUUUUUUGUGCUGAAAAGCACCUUUUAGUUUGUUUAAAUUAUUUUUAAUUUUGUUCACAUGUUUUUUAACAUGGCGGCUCCAGGGAGAACCUUACUACUGAUGGAGUCACUUUGGUGAAAUAAAGAUUAGUAAGCUUUACUUACAAACAAACAAACAGAAAACCAAACAAGCAAACAAAUAGACAAUUUACCACUUUUAAACUGUUCAAAACGCUUAGCCUUAGACAAAAUUUUCUGUGCAUACAAUCUUCAUUGUUUGAGCGAAACUAUAAUUUGUAAUUACAGGUAGACUUGAAAAACAGUUUCUUCAAUUUAAACUUAUAAAAAAUAACUGUUAGAAAGAUCUGGAAAUUAGUGAUCUGUGAACAGGCAGUAAAAUAUGAAAUAAAAUAAACAAAGGCCAACAGACAGCUAAUGGAUUGGCUGGCUAUUAAUAAAAAGUACUUACAUUGGAUCACUUUCAUACUAUUGUUUCCUGCACUCAAGCAAAUUCGGGAAGUAUUCGUUUUGUUGCGCGUAAGGAUAUUUUUGGGAGCGCUGGAGGCAAAUGUAACAAUAGGUCGUGGGUAGAAUAUUUACAUAGGUUACAUAGAUGUGCACCCGCUCUUCUCGUGUAAUGUAAAGCUUAUAUGUAAAGCUUCCAUGUGCUUCUAAGGUUUAAUGUAUAUCUGUGGAUUUCCUGCCUAUAUAACCAAUUCUAAGUUUUUCGGCACAUGUAUUAUGAGUAUCUGAGGUAAUUAAGAAAUCACAUCCUGUGUAAAAGACAUAAAAUAUAUAGAGGAUAUUACACGGAGGCGCGAAGAUAUGACUUUUUAUCUUCGAGUGGUGAAAAUAAUAUUUUACGAACGAGCGCAGCGAGUGAGUAAAGUAUUGUUUUUAAUACGAGAAGAUAAAAGUCAUAUCUUUCAAGCCAACGUGUAAUGUUCUGUUUAUUAUAUAGUCCCAAGCAAAAAAUUGUAUAAACAUUAAAAGUCAUGUGAUCGAUAUCUUCACUAGUGAAGAUAUGGAAAGUAUGUCACUGUGUAUUUCUCAGUAUCUCACUCUCUACUAUAUAAUAAAAAUAAGUAAUUAAUGUGCGUUUCUGUUUUAGAUUGACGCGGCAAAAGGUAAGGGAUGAUGGGCCUGUCGAACAUUUUUAAGUGUUGUUAGCUUUGUAGCCCUUUCCAGUAUGUUCUCAUAUAUUGCUAUUAUGCAAUUUAGAUGAAGUUUGUGACACAACGAAACUAUCUCAUCGGGAACUUACUCGAUUGUCUCUAAAGAUUGUCGGGAAAUAUAAUGAAAUUGCGGGAUUGGCUAACCUAGAAAAAUGUAAAGUAGAAAACGUGAAUCUGGAUCCCUUUAACUAUCCAGAGCCAAAGGACAAGGCCAAAAAAGUUUUAAUUAUGAUCAGCGACCAAACCAACUUCAGCCGUAAAGGACUGGGUAAUUAUUUAAAAGAAGUAGGAUUACACGACCUGGUGGAUGAAGUGGUACAGGGAACAUUAAGGUAUAAUUGUCCUGAUGAUGCUGGUUCGCCAAAUGAAACUAACGAAAGUUAGAUUGUAUGCAUGUAAACGAGUAGAUGAGUAACGAAUACUUUUUGAAUUUGUUGGUGUUAUGUACUAAGGUGAAUAUGAUGUUUGUGGUGUUAUUCUGAGUGUGCAUCUACACCAGCAAGCAGGAAAGCUUGCCUGAUCACGGUGAGAAUCGAAUAUACCUCUGAGUAUAUGUACCCUCGUCUAAACAUUAAUAACUUAUCCUGGACUCAUUCAUGCACAUCCAUCAAAAGAAGAAAAUCGCACCUAAAAUCGCAGCAAAAAUUUCAAGUGUAAACGAGCCUUAAUGCUGUCGUUACUAGAAAUUGGCGACAAAAUGGUCACAGCUUGUACACUAAUUUGCAUAUUAUCCCUUUACAAAGGCCUUCAAUUUUCGACGGGGAAUGUUACAGAGUGAAAAUAUUUAUCUCGAAACUAUGGCAAUCCGAAAGCUUGGCUAGUGUUUGCUGACCUCGUGUUCACUGAAGUAGUCAUUUACUAAAGUUUUGGUGGCAUAUUUAUUCAGGUCGGGUAUUAUUCCGAGCGCCAAAUCGUGUUCAAAAACAUCAACUUUUAUGUCAACUUUUUAUGACUGGUUAAACUGCUGAGGGAUUACGUUUUGAGAUUUUUAACUCUGUUUGAGUUAAUUUAUGGAGAAAUCCAUAAGGUAGACCUUGAGCAAUACUGCUUGAUGUUUUACUCCCCGAUUUAGUGACUUGUAUAAAAAAUGGUUGUUUUUACACUGUGCUGUUAGUAGAGCCCAAGCGUAGAUUAGAGUGUAGGCAACGAAUUAUUAUUUGGCCGCUCGUGGAGAUAUCCUCUCUGAUUGAACGUGCCUCAAACCUUAUCAAAAUGAUUGUUUUAUUCAUCGCGAUGUCGGCGAACAGUAGUAUACUGUCUGGUUGCCAAUUGAAAUAUUUUCACCCUAUAUUUUCUCUGUUAAAAAUGGAAGGCCACUGCAUGUGAAUCAUAUUAUAUGCAAAUUGGCAUAGAAGCGAUUACCAUUUUGUCGCUUAUUUCUGGUAACAGACUGAUUUAGGAAACACGACGCGAACUGAAGAUAAAGAAAUUCUUUAUGCAAAACAAAAAGUUUGAAUAAUUUAUGAUCCCAGGCGUAUCCUCAACAGCAACAUAGCCGUUUGUAAGAUUAUUUAAAAAGCUUUCAUUUAUAAACAGUAAUCAAGGUCCUUAGCUCUCAAUCUUGAGCUGAAAUUAGCCCGCCUCGUCGUGUUUGCCUCUUCGUCUUCCCUAAAUCUGUCUAAUGAGUGACUUCUACGUCGGGAUUAAUUAAGAGACAAUAUUGAGGCUCAAUAAAGAGGACAAUUUUAAUUUGUUAAAUAAGUUAUAACCUAUACUUACAAUAUAUUAAAUUUUAGGUAUAGUCACAGGUGCAUUUGUAUGUUCUCUGGCAAAGAACUGGGGUAUUAAGAGGCAAUUUUUUUCAAUGUCACGUAUUUGCGAUGAAAAGUGUUCAAAACGUAAAAUCUUUUAGGCGUUCCUUUCAAAAUUACUUUGUUUUAGUUUUAUUUUGUAGUUUAGACAGUUAGCAACCUUUUUAAAUGUAUCUGGCAGUCGAGGAACACAAAUAAUAGUUAAAUAUUGUCAAUUUAAAUACAAUUAGGACUAUCGUUGAUGCUGUAAAUUUGACGCCAUAUUUAUACAGCAAUGUAAGCAAAACUUACCGAACAUCAGACAUAAUUUUCUCUUUGGUGUACAAUCGAAAAUGUCUUCAUUUUAUAAUUAUUUUACAUGUAAAGCACUAAACAUACUUUUUAAGUUUGUAUUGCGAUUGGGAAACGUAUCAAAAUAUAAAAUUUUUUAAUGUAGUCAUAACGGCAAGUGGUACACUAUACUGACAUUAGUUUUGAGCGCGUGUUACGUAAUAUACAAGAAAAUCUCCUCUUAAUAAACAGUCUUAUUAUAUGGACAAUGGUGUUUCAUCGCAAACUAAAACACUCGUAGAACAACAGGUAGGAAAUUUGUCGUCGCUGACCAAAAAAUCGCGGGCAGAAACAAAGCUCAUUGCAUUUUACAUUCAAAACAAAGCAGAAAGUUAGCAAGAAGCUGUUUUAGCUGACGAUUUUUUGCUUUCCAUUCAACGAUUUACAAAUUAACGGUUAUUCUUUUAAAAGUCGACUAUGAAUUCUUUGUUUUGGGAUGAUUUGUUUUGUAAUCGAGUGAUUGGAAGAAGUUAAUAUGGCGACGUGAACAUGGGAGUAAAUACCGUAUACGUCGAUCUGUGCGAGGAUCUGUGGCUUGUUUAAAACCGUAAUAAACGAAGAAAGACGUGAUAUGAGAAUGAAAUGUAAGUUGAAAUUAACUUUAUAUGCCUCAAAUUUUCCAUCCUAUGUUUCUUA
Molecule: messenger RNA, 7708 nt
Organism: Paramuricea clavata
Lineage: Eukaryota; Metazoa; Cnidaria; Anthozoa; Malacalcyonacea; Plexauridae
Source: the annotation of a GenBank genome assembly